CGGUGCGCCCUGGGAAACCAAGCCGCGCGUUGCCCAGCAACGGAAGGCCUUCCCGCUUUUGGAGGCGCAAAGCCUCCUUCGCCUUGAGCGGGUUGAGGAUCACGUGGAAUGCGCUGUUAACCUCCUCACUAGCGAAGGAGAGGCCUCUGAGCAUGCACAGAGUGCUGCCAACCCCUCAGAAUUAAUGUGACAUUGGGACAGAGCGGCCAGGAUGGUGGGAGUAGAUACCAAACAAUGGGACGAGACCAUUUGCGACAUGAUGCCUUGCCAGCACCCUCUUUGCUGGGAGACGCUGCGGAGGAUUGAAAGUGGGCACCCCCGGAUAGUCUUGGGGGCCCUGGCCUCCCCUGAGAGAGAGUCUCCAGAUUGUGAAGGUGAGCUGCCCACACUGAAAAUCAUAGAUCUUCCUCUCAAUUGCCCUCAGAGACAGGGAGUCAAGUGCAGCAAAAGCUACAGUUCCGUUUCCAAAACUGUCUCCCGUACGAAAGACACCAGAAGUUAUUUUUCAAAUUGUACCCCGAAUGAUACUUGGAUACCCCCAGUCUCAGUAAUGAGUUCUGAAAGGAAUCCCUUCCCAGGGCUGAACUCCCGGAUGGAUUCUCACACCCCGCACCUCUCACCAUUCAGCUUCAGCUGCUCGAGGCAACUCGAACAAAUACAGGUGAUGGAUAUCUCUGAAUUGGCAGCCCAGAGAUUGGGCUGUCAACUUCCCUAUGGAAACCUGGUGGUCCAGUGGAUUCCAUCCAAGUGGCCCAGUCGUCUGCAGUCCAAGAAGUCACCUGUGAAAGCUACGGCCUCUCAAAGGAUGUGUGUGAAAGACCUUGCGUUGGAAAGCACCCUCUCAUUCAAGGACAACCAAGUAAAGAGGAGAAAGAAAUCCAGUAAAGUCCCCACAGGAGGCCAGCCUUACCUCCUUCACCUGAGGCGGAAGAAGCGGGUCCCCACCGACAAUUCAAGUCCUUUAGGCAAAGGAGAGGAGUCUACGGACGGCGCUCUCCGGACCAGUCAGCUGUCCUUCUGCAGCCUGCCGCUUACUCCUCUGGCAUCCCCACGCAAAGAGGUCAACCCAGAGAUGAACAGCAGAAAAGCAGCCUCAACAGAGAUCAAGAAGAAGGUUGCACCACCUGUGAUUGUCCUGCAGAAAGCACCCAGUUUGUACAGAUUUGAAGCAAAGUUUCCCGUGAAAGAGCGAUGCUCAAGAGGAAUCCGUGGGCAGCUCAGAGUUCCCCCAGAAGGCUCAGGGCUCCUGUGGCACUCGAUAUCUGACCUAGUGGAGAAGCCAGGCUGCACUGAGUCCCCGGACCCCAGGAAAGGAGGAGACGGAAGAGGAGGAGGAAGCCAUGGUGACCAGCCGGACAAAGUCGCUACACUGAUCCAGGAGGCUUCUGCCGAGGAAGGACCUCCCCCAUUGGCUCCUAUAGCUCCUCCAGAGAGGAAGAAGUCGGUGAGGUUUGCGGAGUGCAAGAGCAACACAGCCAGGGUGCCCACAGAAGGUGGCCAUAACGUUCUUCCCCGGAUUUUGAGAAUGGAGUCCAAGUUCUGCCGGUACCGGAGGCAGAUAGCCAGCUGGAGGGAGCCCCCUCCUCAGCUUGCACCUCCUGCUCCUGCUCCUCCUCCGCAGGACCCUGCUCCUCCGUCGGCCCCCACAGACAGCCCCCAGGGGACCCCCAGGGAGAGCCCCCGGCUGCUCCUCUCCCCCAACCCCCCUCCACCUCCCCCUUCCCCCUUCUUCUCCCUCAGCAGCGAGAAUUCCUCUCUGGACUGAAUCGAGGACAAACUGUACGGAUGCGAAUCCAGGU
This is a messenger RNA of Anolis sagrei ordinatus, 1799 nucleotides long. It is a transcript of the gene C11H9orf43, whose product is annotated as chromosome 11 C9orf43 homolog. The record is from RefSeq and is a predicted model, not a curated record. NCBI's taxonomy places the organism in Eukaryota, Metazoa, Chordata, Lepidosauria, Squamata, Anolidae.